Molecule: messenger RNA, 2196 nt
Organism: Onychomys torridus (southern grasshopper mouse)
Lineage: Eukaryota; Metazoa; Chordata; Mammalia; Rodentia; Cricetidae
Gene: Nsun5
Product: NOP2/Sun RNA methyltransferase 5
Exons: 10
Coding region: 32-1429 (465 amino acids)
Biological process (GO): rRNA base methylation
Cellular component (GO): nucleolus
Molecular function (GO): methyltransferase activity
Source: RefSeq, a predicted model, not a curated record
AGUGUCGUAAAGGCUGUGCCGAAGCGGCGGCAUGGGGCUGUACGCGGCCGCGGCGGCCGUGCUGGCGGGCGUGGAAAGCCGCCAGGGCUCCCUCAAGGGGCUGGUGUAUUCCAGCAGCUUCCAGAACGUGAAGCAGCUGUACGCGCUGGUGUGCGAGACGCAGCGCUACUCGGCCGUGCUGGACGCCGUGAUCGCCAGCGCCGGGCUCCUCCGCGCCGAGAAGAAGCUGCGGCCGCACCUGGCCAAGGUGCUAGUGUAUGAAUUGUUGCUAGGGAAGGGUUUCCGAGGGGGUGGAGGCCGAUGGAAGGCUCUGCUGGGCCGCCAUCAGGCGAGGCUCAAGGCUGAGUUGGCUCGGCUCAAGGUUCAUCGGGGUGUGAGCCGAAAUGAGGACCUGUUGCAAGAGAGUUCCAGGCCUGGCCAAGCCUGCCAGGUGCCUCGGUUUGUACGUGUGAACACGCUCAAGACCUGCCCUGAGGACGCGAUCGAUUAUUUCAAGAGACAAGGUUUCUCCUACCAGGGUCGGGCUUCCAGCCUGGAGGACUUGCGAACUCUCAAGGGGCAACAUUUUCUUCUGGACCCCCUGUUGCCUGAGCUUCUUGUGUUUCCUGCACAGACAGAUCUGCAUGAGCACCCGCUCUACCACGCUGGCCAUCUCAUCCUGCAGGACAAGGCCAGCUGCCUCCCAGCCAUGCUGCUGGCUCCCCCGCCUGGCUCCCAUGUCAUUGAUGCUUGUGCUGCCCCCGGCAACAAGACCAGUUACAUUGCGGCCCUUCUGAAGAACCAGGGGAAGAUCUUUGCUUUCGACCAGGAUGCUAAGCGACUGGCGGCCAUGGCUACAUUGCUGGCUCGAGCUGGGGUCUCCUGCUGUGAGGUAGCAGAGAAGGACUUCCUGACAGUUUCUCCCUCCGACCAGCGUUACGGCCAGGUCCAGUACAUCUUGCUGGAUCCUUCUUGUAGUGGCUCUGGUAUGCUGAGCCGGCAGCUGGAGGAGCAUGGGGGAGGCACACCUAGCAAGGAGCGUUUGCAGGCCUUGGCAGGGUUCCAGCAGCGGGCUCUGUGCCACGCACUCACCUUCCCCUCCCUGCGACGCCUAGUCUACUCCACGUGUUCCCUUUGCCAAGAAGAGAACGAAGAUGUGGUCCAAGAGGCUCUACGGCAGAACUCAGGGCUCUUCAGAUUAGCUCCUGUCCUACCCACAUGGCCUCACCGAGGUCUGAGUACCUUUCCAGGGUCUGAGCACUGCCUCCGGGCUUCCCCCGAGACCACAUUCACUGGUGGCUUCUUCAUUGCUGUGUUUGAGCGGGCAGAAGUGGUGCCGAGCCCAGACCCACAGGACAAAGCAGUAGCUCCAGAACCUCUCAGCAAAGCUCCAAAGAGAAAGAGAAGACGCAGAGCAGCAGCUGGUGCCAGCGUGCAGCCAAGCACAUAGUGGACACUGAGCCUUACAGCAGACUAUUCUGCGUGGGAACUCCGCUCCCCUGGGAGGGACAGAUGUGGCCCUGUGGGUCCCUUACUGGGCAGGUCUACCAGUUAGGUUCUUUGCUUCACAAAUAAAGGGCCGACAGGUCAAUGACAGAUCACAGUUUUAUUUUUAAUGACAUAAGCAAGAACAAUCUCACAUUCAUACUAAAAAUCUCAGCUACACUCACAGGAACUCAGUCCUGGUAGGAAGCCCCAGCCUCCCUGUCCCUGUCCAGCAUGAGCACGGACAAAUGUGCUCACACACCGAGGCUAUGCCAGGACGCCUCUUCAGGGGCCCUGGAUGCAGGCCUGCUGUGGAGCUGAGGUAAUUAGCUCAGACUGAAUUACAGGGAGGCCCCUUCCUUACCUGAGGCACAGGUAGAGGCUUCCUGUGCAGACCCCACCCGUCCUCACAGGCAUUUGGGACUUGAGGUCCGGCUCUUCCCCCAGCUCCACACAACCCAGCCUAACCCCUGCCAGUCACAAAGGGAAGGAACCAGUUACAGCUACAUCACAUUGUUUAUAAAGUAAGAAUUACACUUAUACGACAUGUCCAGAAGGAGCUUUGCCCCCUUAGGAGAGCUGCCGGGGACAGCCAUGAGCCCCUCCUUCACACAGGCCUAACUAUACGGCUAAUUCCUACUAUUCAAUAGCAUUUAUACUUAACCACCUCAGUGAACCAAGCUUGAAGGAAUUUAAAAGGCAAUUUAGCUUAAAUAUAAAAAUAAAUUUUUA